Zea mays is the source of this 689-nucleotide messenger RNA. RefSeq lists its product as uncharacterized. The record is from RefSeq and is a predicted model, not a curated record. Bases 178 to 483 code for a protein of 101 amino acids. The transcript has a single exon. NCBI's taxonomy places the organism in Eukaryota, Viridiplantae, Streptophyta, Magnoliopsida, Poales, Poaceae.
GUUUCUGUUCCCGCCAGUGUUUCCCUCCACUGCCCACCGCUCCCUCCCCCUACCCCCGUCCUUAAAAUCACCUACUCGUGCCCCGCCAAUCACACCCCCACGCAAUUCCCACAUCUCAGCUUCGCCGCCGCCCUCGUUCGCCCAGCCCAGCCGCCUCCUCCCGUCCUCCGCCUGUCCAUGGACCGCCGCCAUCGAGCCGUACCUUACUCCGCGCGCCAGCAGCAGCAGCGGUUCCUCCGGCCCGGCGCGCUCGCGCGGCUCCGGGACUCGAGGAUCGUCGCCCGCUCCGUCCGGUCGUCGGCGUGCCUCUUGCUCCCGCGGUCCGCCCCUCCGUCUCCGUCCCCCGCGCCCCCGGUCGUCGCCGCGGACGAGCUGGCCGCCGCACCGCGCUUCCUGGGGACCACGAGCGGCUCUGGACGGUACCCGCUCCGCAGGAGGGUCGUCGCCGCCAGGGGCGUGGCGUUCUCGCCGUCGUCGCCGUAGCCUGGCACGGACGGAGGCGCCGUAGCUGAGAACUUGUGACUAGAUUUGUGUUUAGUUCAGUAUUGCUGUGCAGAUGUUUUUGCACUUUCUUGGUUUACUUAAAAAAAAAGACUAGAGAUUUGAGGAAGGAAUAAUCACUCCGUUUUUUUUUGCUUGGUUCCUGAUUCAACUGUUCAAUCUUCACCUCGCUGGCAAGAUGCGAUCUG